Molecule: messenger RNA, 1839 nt
Organism: Chrysoperla carnea
Lineage: Eukaryota; Metazoa; Arthropoda; Insecta; Neuroptera; Chrysopidae
Product: KICSTOR subunit 2-like
Exons: 10
Coding region: 142-1404 (420 amino acids)
Biological process (GO): protein localization to lysosome; cellular response to glucose starvation; negative regulation of TORC1 signaling
Cellular component (GO): KICSTOR complex
Source: RefSeq, a predicted model, not a curated record
UAAAAACAUAACAUUCCAACAUAACCUUUUAAUUUUUUUAUGUCAAUAUUUUUAUUAAAAAUGAAAAACAUUUAUCUAAACAAUAUUUUUAUUAAAUACGUAAUAUAAAUAUUUCUGAUUAGUUAGAAAAUAAUUUCAAAAAUGGAUCAUGAAGAUGAAUUUUUGAACACAUUUUUUUCUCAUUUAUCGCAUCUAUGCUUUGAUAAAGCAAAAGAAUAUUUGGAACGUGAAAAAGAAGCAUGUAAAAGUAUUCCCUUGACACCAUGGGCCAUGUUAUUGACACAUUUACCGCAAAUGUUAUUAGCUGAAAAAUCGUACAUUGAAUUGGGAUGUUUAACUACUAAAAAUAAAGGAUUUUUAAGAAAAGAAAAUUCAUUACGUGCCAUUUAUGAUGGAUUGCGAGUAGAAAUGAAACGUUUAGAAGAUGUUACAAAGUUAAGUCAAGAAAUUGAUGAAAAUUUCAAUGGCGAUGAUCGUCCAGUACCUUAUUACAUUGCUGAGUUUUUAACAGCACGUAUUGACUUGAUUGAUUUAUACGAAAAACUGUUUCAAUUAGGAUCCUGCAAAAAUGUUAAAUACACAAAUGUCCUAUCACAAAUUGAAUUAAUGCAAAAAAAACAUGAACAAGGUUUUACUCAUAUAGCGUUAACUCCAAUCAAGGCUGUAGUUACUUUAGAAAUCGAAAUAUUAUCUCAUUUGUUGGAGGCACUUGAUAAAUUACAAAAAUUGGAAUUCAUUCCUGCAGUAACACAAUUAUAUGGAGCGCAUACAAGAAUUUUAGUAUGGGAAAAUAGUUUGCAAAAUAGAGAAACUUGGAAACUAGGUUUUGGUACAACAUUUCUAAAAAAUAAUCCACAACCGUUAUUAUUUCAAUGGCUAGUCAAAUUAAAAUGUUCAGCAUUAAGUAAAUUCAGUCUUUAUUUCCAUAAUACCUUGGCACAACAAACUACUACACAAGAAAUGAGACAAUUAUGUUCUAAACAACAAGUUGAUUACUAUGCUAAGUUAUUAUCCUUUCAUCGACGCUAUGAUGUUACAUUAAUUUGCCUAUUAUACGAUAAUCGAGGUUACGAAACGGAGAAUGAUACAGACAAAAAUAACGCAUUUUCAGUAAUUGUAUGUUAUCCAACUAAAAACGUAAUGUACUUAAUAGAUAAUUUUAUAAAAAUAAUAACUGAAAAGAGUCCUGAUUUAUCAAAUGUUGAUAAAUAUGCAUUUCUUUAUAAUCCAGAGGAUAAUCAUACAUAUACUAUUGCAAAUAUUGAACAAAGAAUACAUAUGUUAUUAAUAUUUGAUGGUAAAAAAACUGAAAAAGAUAUUCACAUAAGUAAUUUCAUUACUGAAAUAUCAGGUCAAUUAAGAUUUAUUAAAAAUUUUACCAAUUUGAAAAUCUCAUCCAAGUAAUAAUGGUUAAAACAAACUAUAAAAUGAAAGCGAAUAGAGUUAUAACUCACUUCGAAAUAUCUAAUAUUACAGUUCCUGUCGUUGAUUUUAUUAAGCUUCAAAGUUUAAUAAAACUACAAUAGCUGAUUACACGAACUCUCUUUCGUAGAAGAAAAAAUGCGGCAAGUACAAAUUUACAACACUAUUCUACAAGAAUCCCACGCGUUUAUCUUGUAGGAAUAUCUUUUAGAUAUAACGGAAACCUACAAGUUGACAAAAAAAAGAAUUUAAAAAUAGUUAUAAAAAUCACGGCUCACUAAAGGAAUUUACGCAUGACCGAAAAUUGAAAAAUGAGAGUAAGUGUGCUUUACUGCCGCUCUUUCUUGUGAGAAAGAGUGUUCGUGUAUAGCUAUUCUAAAUAUUUUUUUACAAUUAUAACAAUUUGUAUUUAUGCCU